This is a messenger RNA of Rhododendron vialii, 1208 nucleotides long. RefSeq lists its product as uncharacterized. The transcript is spliced from 2 exons. The record is from RefSeq and is a predicted model, not a curated record. Lineage: Eukaryota; Viridiplantae; Streptophyta; Magnoliopsida; Ericales; Ericaceae. The coding region runs from base 71 to 1033 and encodes 320 amino acids.
AAUUCUCGUACAGGGUUUAGAACCGGAGAACCGACUGGUUACUUCCCGCCUUUCCCUGCUUAUACGGAAAAUGGCUCGAAUGCUCUACUAUUACUAUUCCCGCCUUUCCCUGCUUCCGUCUCUCUCCAAAUUGCAACCACAAAAUUCACCUUCCAGAUUGAUACCACUUUCUGCUUCAGCUGUGAUCUGUUCAAAACACCCCGUUCAUCCCUUCCCUUGCCCAAUUUUCCAAGCAUCACGAUCAUAUGCUAGACGUGGACGUUCAGACUAUAAUCUCUUCGGAAAUGGAAAACCAGGGGAUAAGGAAUUCAGAAAAGCCUGGCAGGAAGAGGUGGACGAAGAUACCGGUCUCUGGACUGGAAGUGAAGAUGAAAGCGACAAUGAAGGAGAUCGACGAACUCAAAAUAAUCUUGAAGAAGAAAUAAGAAAGGUCAAACAGCAGGCAAAGGAGCACUCAGACCUCAUUGAUGGUGAUGACAGUGAUGAGUUACACAGUGUGUGGUCCGAAAGUGAUGAGGAAAAAAGUCUGUGGACUGGUGACGAAGGUGAUGAUGAUGAUGACAUUCCAACAGAAGCCUACCCAAAUGAAAAAAGUGAUGCGUAUAUAGACAAAUUGUUUGAAUUUGAGGAAAAACCAAAAUAUCGAACUAUAUCAGAACUAUUGAAAGCUGAGAAUGAACCAGAAGAGUUAUCUCCUGGAAAGCAGGCUAGGAAACUUGCAGUUGAAAAUGCGCUUAAAAAAUUAAAGAAGGGGCCAGAUGGGCGGUACACUAAUGUGUGGGAAGUAAUGAGUGACUUGGACAUUCUUAUCGGAGCAUUUGAAAAUAUUGUUUCAGGUCCAGAAUAUGAAGAGCUUAGACAAGGAGGUCCUAAGAAAUUGAACAUUGAGUUCUUCAAGGACAUACAAGCACGUAUGAGAGAUCCAAAUUAUAAAUUCUCACCCGAGUUGAAGUUGAAACCCAAAAGCAAGCUGGUUCUGAAAAAGAAAUGGCAGAAGACACAGUCCAGAAGAAGAAAGGCACAGAAGCGCUAGGAUUUACGUCUUUCAUUUGACAGUCAUCAAAAUCAGGUUAUCUGUACAUUCUUUUGCAUUUAGUUUUUUGUUCAAACACCUGUAUCACCGCAUCAUCAGAUUUUUUGGCAAUGGUGGCAUGAAGUUAAACUCUCAUGUAGACUAGUAAUGCCAGAGAAUUUCCUUAUUUCUUUCA